UCUGGCUUAGGGUUUCCCAGGAGCUGUGACAGCGACCCGUAAGAUGGCUGCUGCCAUCCCCGGUGCUUUAAGACGGACUGUUAAGGUGGAGGAGCCGCUGCCCUCGGCGGCGGCUGCCCCAAGCAUUGCAGCAAAUUCAAGCAAUAAAAAAAACCCAAACCAAACAGCAAACCAAUAACAACCCCGUUUCUCUUAAAUUUAAGAGAGAAUGAAUAUUUUUAUUAUUUUUUUUAAGUGGCCGAUUCAUGUUGAAAAUAAAUAGACGCUCUAUGGUAACAUCCACCUAAGAACUCUUCGCUUGUAUUUUUUUUUUUUUUAAUGCCGGUUAAGUUUCUACUUUCCUCCCAGGCUUGAAAAUGAAACUGCUCUUGCUUAGUUUCGCUUUCAGCUUCCCCCACCGCUUUUCUUCGGUAGCAAAUGUUACAAGCGAAAAUCGCAUCUGGAACAACAUCUUGGCUCCUAUGGACCACUUAAUAUCCAUGCCUGAACAUAGACUUCUUGUUUUUUCUGGGAGACACUGUAGCCCAAUAUGUUCGUUCUUUCCCCCCCCCCCUUUUUUUUUCUUUUUUUUUUUUUUAAAUCACCAGCUUCUCCUUUAAACGGUAAGCUACUGAUUUGUAACCCAGCAUCAACUUUGCACACCCACAUACAAAUGAAUUACAAGUUUCAAUUCUGAAAAUGCAUUUAAUAUUUUUGCACAGGUGAGUAACUCCGCUGGUGUUUAUUAAGGCCACUCAGCAUGCAUUUACGUCUGAAGCUGCACAGGCGAGCAUUCACAGGACCACAGCCUAAGCAAAUGACCUUCUUCUUUCAAUUUAUUCUUCAAGGUCCUUAAAAACCUGAUAAGUUUUUGCUUCCAUUGCAGUACAGUCAAAACUGAAAGUUGUUAUGAAGCAGAUAGAGAGUUUGGUUAAGUGCCCAAAUAUUUGUUUACAUUUCAUGGUGUGCCUGUGAGGACCUAAUGGGAACAACACUGCUUUCUUGCAUACAGUAAGGCACUGGUUAGCAUAAAGGCAAAAAAUACUCUUGCUGCAGUUCCUCCUUGAAUCGCCAAGAGCAUGGCUGUCUUACAAUAUUAUGUCUUUUUUUUUUUUCUUCCUUUUUACCUUGCUGCUCACUAGAUAACCAGAACAGUAAGUCUACCAGCCUGUGGCUACGGAUACAGUUACUAUAGUAACAUUUAUAAACACUAAUUUCACUACACACUCAGAUCUACUGCCUGCUAAUGCAGAGAAACAGCUUAGAAAGAAAUCACUCUUUGACUGCAAAUAGGUAAGUCUUUUUCUGAACUUUAAGCCUGGUUUAAAACAUUGUUCUCAUUUUAACUUUGUGCAAAUACAUUGUUUAAAAAAAAAAAAAAAGCUUGACUUUGCCUUAAACUCCUCCAGUGACAAGUAAAAUAUUAUAUUGACAAUUUUGGCAGGAAUAAGGAAUGGAAAGAUCAACUGCUGGCCGGAAACAAGGCACUAUAACUUGGGCUAUGUUGACUUGUGGUGGCUUCAGUGAAUAUAAUUUGGCCCUGAUGGGUUGCACUACAUUAGAAAAAAAAUUAUGCUUUGUCAUGUGAGUGUAUACAAGUCAUUCUUGUUUUCAUAUAUCCAAGCUGGCUUUUUCCGUUGCCUGAAUUGACAAGCAAGUAAUACUUUCUAAUUGUGAUGCAUGUGUAACUCCAUUUGAGCACAACAGAAUCACUCGGGUGCUUAUUUUUCAUCAUUAAAUAUGCACUAUGAAGAUACUAAAUUAGAUUCAAACUCAAAGCAUUGUCUAAAAAACCCUCACCACAAUUUUCAGUUUCUGUCCUUUGGGGCAUGUCAGUGGGUUUGCGCAAGUCGAACUGACUCUGAAGCCAGCAUUUAGCAAGGGCUGGUGGGAGCCAAGCGAGCGUAGCUGCCUGCCUCCUGCUUGCGCUGCUUAGCUUGGAAAUUCAGGUGAGUAGCCCCAUGACUACAGGAAGACUACUCAUCCGCAUCAAAUUAAGCAGGCCAGGAGCUGGAUGCGACACGAGUGCCAGCUCCUGUGAUUCUCAGGUCUCUCUCAGGCUGCUGACAGCCCCGAGGAGGUGCCUGCUCAGAGCUGGUGCUCCCAGGAGACUUGCCUCUCACGUUUGUUGCUCUCGCCAGAAUUCACUGUGAACACUCAACAGGCUUAAAUGCAAGAGGGUGUGCGUUAUUCCAGCAAGGGAGGCGGUUGAGUCACAAAAGAGGGAAUUAAAAUGCAGUUUCGGGUGUGCCUGGUUAUUACCUAGUUGUCAUUUGGUGCUUUUGGGGCCUAUCUCGGUCACGUAAAUUAAAGAAUCACUCAACUAAUAGCAGCCUAAUGCUGAAUGCUGCCUCUCUGAGAGGGACCUCCCAGCCUGCUGCCGUGGGAGCCCACCCAUAGCCCUCAUCCCCGUCUCCCAGCCUAGUCGGAGCAAGUGUGCCCAACCCAGCCCCUUCUCCCUCUCCUUUGUUCAAGAUGGGACUUUCUUCCUGCUCUCCCACCUGUUUUUAUUCUUGCCAUUCAAUGCAAAUGUAAAAAGCGGAGCUCUUGCCCCUCUGGGGAAUUUCUCCCAGUAUAAAAUCCUAUUGUGUCCUUUCAUUAGUGCAUUCCUUGUGGGUGAAGUGGCCUCCCUCUUGGCCACCGCGCAUUCAGGACUGCUAUCAAUAUUUUCUGAAUCACUGGAAGUAUUAAAGUACAAAAGUUUUGUUCAUUAUGCUGCCUCUAGCAUCUUGUCAGCUUCCCAUGGUGCUUACAUGUGACUUCAAUAAUGCAGAUGGCAGACCUUCCCACUAGGCCUCUGUCUGUUAUAGGGAACCUUGAACUCCAAUCACCCAGUUUUUAAAGGAAAAAAAUUUUAAAAAGAGAAUAUGCCAUUGCAACACUCAUGGCCAUUUAGUAAUGCAAACUUCUCGUUAAUGAUGGAGCACUUAGCAGUUUUUAUUCACUUUUUACCCAUAGGAUGCUCUUCUUGACUACAGAGUUUUGAUUUAACAAAAACCAAGCGAGAAGGCUGAAGGCUGGGCUCACCCAGCACAGGACUUUUACUGCCUUUGCCAGUACAAUGUGGAGUGUGUGUGCCAAGCUCAGAAGCUGCUUGUUAAAGUUAUUUAGCCAUCUGCAGUCACUACAUAGGCUUACACUAUGUUAUUUUGUGGUAGUGAGAGCUCUAGAUUGCUUCACGCAAACAUGGGAUGUACUACCUAUUUUUCCUUUAUAUUUUUUUUCUUCUGCCUGCGACAGGGUUUUUUUUUGUGUGUGUUUUUGUUUGUUUAUUCCUUCCUCUAACAUAUUUUUAUCUUCUUCCUGUUACUUAACAUGUGGCAGAGAUCCCCGCAAUUCUCUGGAACCCCACUCAGCAUAGUUUGUCUGCCUAUGCCUUGGCAGUUUUGCUGAUCACCCCAUCCCGGUGUAGGGCAGGUCCAUUGGUGCUGGCAGCCUUACAGACCCCUGGGUGACUGGCACGGGCUCAGCUGGCAGGAGGUAGGAGGGAAGGGGGCUACUUUCUGCUAGCUGCACUGGAGUAGCCACUGACCAGCACCCUUGAUACAACAGUGAUUUAGAUAAUAAAACUCUGCAUAAAAAAAAUAAAUGAAGUUACACUGGUCUAAGCACAUUUGACCGUGCAAGCCCCCUCCUGGGACUUCCCCAUAUCCGUGAGGGAGAGCACCUGGAAAGCCUAAGUACUAUCGAUACCACUGCAAGCACCAUGGCUACUCACUUGGCUAAACCAGAGAAACUAAACAGAUUAAAGACCUCUCUUUAGACCAACUAUAAUUGCAGUGCGUGCAGCUGGAAAAAGCAGAGGAACCCCAGGAGGACAGCAGUAACCCCAGAUGUGGGUUUGUGGGGUGAGGCAGGCAGGGGGUUGCUGGGAGGAGAGCGCAGGAGGCAGAGUUAUGUUAUCUUUACCCAUCUUCCACUUCUGCCACAGCUUUCUCCUUGUGGAUACCCAAAACCUCAAGCAUCUGCUGUGCCUUCCCUCCCUUGCCAAGCCCAGCAGGCUUGCCGUCUCCACUUGAUGCUUUGCAGCCUCUCUGCCCGAAGCAGGCAUUCGGUGGGUUACAAACUGCCACCACUGCCCCACCCAGACAGACCCGGCUACCAGGAACAAGUGCAAAGUAUCUGGGGUGUAGGAAGAGCUAUUUCUGCCAUUUAUUUGCUACUCCCAUUUCCCAGUUUGAUACUUCCUCUCAGCUGAGGAACUGCAGCUGUGCCCAAGCAGUGUCACAAAUUGUAACUCUCACCUACGAAGACCUAAUGAUGGGGACUGUUUCCACUUCAUAGGAUGACACAAAACUGGUGGGCCUGGAAUCCCAAGAUUCCAGUCUUGGACAACCCUUGAGAUAAGUCUAGAGGUGGGAGUGUUCCCGAGGCAGGCUCUGCCCUUGGCACGCUCCUGUGACUCACCAGGUUCAUCUUUAUCUCUUCCUACACCUUUCACAACAAGUCUUCCUUGAAGCAGCAUCAUUGCUUCUGGAGAUACAAAUGACAUGGGAGGAAAAAUCUCAGGACAAAACAAACCCACCUGAUUUUGAACUUUCCAGAGAUGAGGAAGAUCACCUGGAGAGGGUCACAAUUGCACCUGAGAACGAUGAUUCCAAACACAUUUCAAUUUUUUGCUCUGCAUGUCAACAAACAAUAUAUCCAUACCACCUUCUUUAUCAUAAAAAAACCCACAAAGCCCUAACUUUGCUGGGCUUUGACAGCCCACAAACGAAGACUGACAAGAAAACACUUUUGGCUCAGAGACAGAAACUAGUUUCAAAGUUGACCAAGACUCCUAAGUAUUCUGAGACACAUAGGCAGAAGAUUGAUUAUUCAUUUGAAUUCCUUAUGAAUAAUCACACUUCUACAUCAUACUGUGAUCUUGCCAAUAUUAAUGCUCCCAGUACUUUUACGAAAGUAAAUAAUUCUUUAAUAAAAGCAUUAUCAAUUUGCCAAGAUAAAAAUUCCACAUGGCAAGGAGACAUGGAAGACAGAUUUAUCGUGCUCGACAACUAUGGAAAUAGGUCAGAUACGUGUUUUCUGGGGCUAGUUGAUGGUUCUCAUGGUGUGACAGCUGCAGAAACAGUUGCAGCAGAGCUUCCACUUCUAUUCCUUGACCAGCUUGCUCAAAUGGAUUCCUCCUACAAGAAGAGUAAGAAUGAACAGCAAAUUCUAGAUUCCUUUGCCACAGUAAUCAAGGCAGAUUACAGGGAAAAAGAGAAGAUUUUCACUGAUACACGCAGCAAUGACAAGACCAACAAGACUAAUACUUACGAGUGGAUUCACAAAGCAUACGCCAAGUCCUUUUGGAGAAUGGAUAGACUUUUACGACUGGGAAGGAAUGAGGUUUCCAAAGUUCGCUGGAGUGGCUGUUCAGCGGUUACCUGUUUGGUGGAAAGAAUCCCCAGCGAAGAGACAGAUGACACUGAGGAAGAAGAAAGAAAACAUUCUGAAAACACCACACACCGUCCAUUAGCCAGGGCAGCCAAAGGGGUUGCUGGGUUACUGCAGAUUGCUAAUAUAGGUAAUGCACAUGCUGUCUUAUGUAAAAAUGGAAAGAGCCACUGUCUCUCAAAAGAGCACAGCACUUCUAACAUGAGUGAGAGAAAACGCGUACUUCAGAAUGGUGGAAACAUCAGCACUAAUGAACCAGAUGGGUUAGUAGAGGGGUACCUGAGAACUACAAGGGGUCUUGGACAUCACGGAGACCCCAUACUGAAAAGAUCUGUUAUACCUGUACCUCAUACUAUAUCUGUCCCUAUCGAUGAUACUUGUCAGUUUCUUAUUUUAGCUUCUAAUGGGCUUUGGGAGGUUUUGGAUUACAAUGAAGUACUUGCAUUAACUCUAACAACAUUCACUCAUUAUUUGAGAAUGCAUGAAUGUGUUCAACAAAAUGGGACUUCUCCAUGUAAGUUUCAGUAUUUGAUGCCCCUCACUGAAGACAACUUAAAUGACUCAAAGGCUAUUCAUGAUCUGCAAGAUGGAAUAGAGAUACCAUAUCCCAAUGAAGCUAUUUUCCUCACUGACUCAAAAGGCAACCUGAAACAAAAUAAGCCAAAAUGUUCUAGGAGGAACUAUUUGCCAAGUGAAGAUGGAGUUCCUAAGGAAACCGAUGACCACAAAAAUCAAGCUGAUCCAGAACAGUCUCUUUUCAGUAACAAUGAAGUAAACUCACUGAACAGAGAGAUAAAACAGUCCAAUUCUACCACACAAGGUGGCUCUGAAGAACUGAAGCAGGUUGAGGACAGAAAAGUUUAUCUAUGUAACAGUUUUCCGCCACAGUCACAGACUGCAGAGCGAGAAGAAACAGACACCGACACUUUCUGCGCAACAGGUCCAAGUUGCACCUAUAAACAGCUGAGAGAGAACGUACUGGCAGUAGGGUCUAAAGACAUAGAACAGCCCCCAAAAGAUACAAGAGCAUGCCUAUCUAACUAUGACUCAAUUCCACAACUGGCAGAAAAAAAGGACUCCAAGAUAUUUUGUGACAAACCUGCAAGUUACACUGGUCAAGCACUGCUAAAGACUGUAACGCCAGUGGGUUCUAAACCACCACCACAGUUCGAAGGCGACACAAAAACGCACCCGCUCAAUUGCAAAUCACAAACUGCAGGAAGAGGCAGAAUCACCUCUGAGACAUUCUACGACCACGCAGCAAGCUAUAUUAGUGAACAACUGGUAAAGACUGCAUUAGCUGCAGGUUCAAGAGAUAAUAUUACUAUUUUGAUUGUACUUCUAAAUGGAUGCGAUAAGAUACCCAAUUACCUCAACAUUUAAAAAUUUAUCAUACGAUAACUGGAGCGCCACAGUACAUGUAGUACAAGCUUGUAUUUAGCUGUGUCAUGAAUUUACUUGUAAUUGUCUUAAAUGCUGACCCAUGUAAAUCAGACAUCUUGUCUAGAAAUGUGCAAAUGCAAUAAAACCUUCUGAAACUCUCAAUAAGAAACAGUAAUAAAAAAAAAUCUUUUUU
Phalacrocorax carbo (great cormorant) is the source of this 6934-nucleotide messenger RNA. NCBI's taxonomy places the organism in Eukaryota, Metazoa, Chordata, Aves, Suliformes, Phalacrocoracidae. The record is from RefSeq and is a predicted model, not a curated record.